Messenger RNA from Dermacentor albipictus, 1454 nucleotides. RefSeq names its product Vacuolar protein sorting-associated protein YL-1 (gene YL-1). Gene Ontology annotation, biological process: regulation of DNA-templated transcription; chromatin remodeling. Gene Ontology annotation, cellular component: nucleus. Gene Ontology annotation, molecular function: ATP-dependent H2AZ histone chaperone activity. Lineage: Eukaryota; Metazoa; Arthropoda; Arachnida; Ixodida; Ixodidae. The record is from RefSeq and is a predicted model, not a curated record.
CAAGCCAUAGCUAAUCGCCCAUAGAGAAAGCAUUUUCUUCAUGGAGAAAGUGGUUUACCUUUCCGCUGCGGUUGUUUGAAAAAGCGCAUGGUUCUGUUCUACCCUGUUCAAAUUUGUUUCUUGAAGGCGUUAAGUGAUUCCAGGUCUUUGCAUCAGAUCAUGCUGAUGUUGUAAAACAGGCGAAGUUUGUGAAAAAUGCCGACGACGCGAAUGUAUGUAUUUUAGCUUUUUAGUUCGCAAGUUGAAUUCAGUGAUAAGUUUCCCGAAGCAAGUGAACGAAUUCGCCUGCGCCUAUCAUGGCAGCUACAAGAGAGCGCCGUGUCAAUGCCGGCAACAAGCUGGCCCAGCUACUUAAUGACGAAGAUGAAGCUGACGACUUCUAUAAGACCACCUACGGAGGCUUCAACGAUGAAGAAGAUGACAAGGAAUACGAAACUGAGAAUGAUGAAAGUGAUGUGGUGGACUCAGACUUUGACAUUGAUGAACGAGAUGAGCCAAUAUCGGAUCAGGAUGAUGAAGAUGAGGGAGCUAAACGUCGGCGGAGAGUGGUCACCAAGGCUUAUGUGGAGCCUCUUUCAGAAAAGAAGCGGAAACGGACUGUGGAAAAAAAGCAACAGAAAGCAGAGAAACCAGCAAAAAGACGCCGCACUCAAAGCUCCGUUGACAAGGAAGACAGCUCAGCACUGAAUGCCUUUCCAUCGGCUGAGCGCAAGUCAGUGCGGAGGUCCACCCAGGCCAAGAGCCAGGAAACGGAGCGCAGGCGGCAAGCUCACGAGGAGCAACGCAGGCAGCGGCACCCACGAAAGUCUGGCGCAGAGCACUCGUGGCAUCCGACUCAGGAGGAGCUGCUUGAGGAGGCCAAGCUUACAGAGCAGGAGAACUUGCGCUCUUUAGAGUCGUAUCAAAGACUCGAGCUGGAGAAGAAAAAAGCCAAGAUUGUCAAGAACACGAAUCGAGGCCCCAUGAUACGUUACCACUCCAUCUCCAUGCCGCUUAUUGAAGAAGUGGAUGUAGAAGGACCCGUUGCCUCAACGGCGCGGUGUUCCCGCAAUUUUAUCACAUUCCCAGAUGAAUCCACCCUGAAGGAGCAUUUUCCCGGGGGCCGGCCCAAGCCAGCAAACCGCAGUGUGUGUCCCAUCACGCGUCUGCCGGCACGCUAUUUCGACCCCGUCACGUUAAUCCCUUAUGCCAACCUGCAAGCUUUCCGAGUGCUUCGUGAAGCGUACUAUGCACAGCUGGAGCAGAAAGGUGAUGUUCGCCAACCAGAAGUGGCAGCUUGGGUCGAGUGGCGCAAGCGGAAUCGGGCCCAAAGAGCAGCACUUGCCAGUGCAAAUAAAGCUGCUGCUGCCGCUGCUGCCGCCGCAGCUGCAACAUGAAAACGUGUUGUUGUACAAGUACUGUUGUAAAGGUGUUUGAUACGGAGUUGUUUUGUUUAUAAAAAUGAAAAUGCUGUA